GAUAUUCUCUAGGCCCAGGUUUGACCUAGCGCAGUCUCUCCCUCUCUCCUUCGUCAUAUUCCUCCUUUUUGUCUCGGCUCUCCCGUCGAACGUCUUCCUUGCCGCUCUCCCAUGUCGACCGUCUCUGGAAUCCAAGGCCAGAUCCUGGAGAUCACAGUGGUGGGUUGCAGCAAGUUGAGGGACACCGAGCUCUUCUCCCGGCAGGAUCCCUACGUCUGCCUCGAGUACGCGGAUUCCAAGUUCCGCACCCGCACCCGCACCGAUGGGGGCAGAAACCCCACCUUCCAAGAGAAGUUCCAGAUUCCCCUCAUCGAAGGGCUCCGCGAGAUCAACCUCAUCGUCUGGAACAGCAACACCUUCACCGCCGAUGACUUCAUCGGCAGCGGCAGGGUCCAGCUGCAGAAAGUCCUCUCUCAAGGCUACGACGACUCUUCUUGGCCGAUCCAGACUCGAAGUCUCAAGUACGCUGGAGAAGUGAAACUCAUAAUGCAUUUUCCGAAUGCAUUGAAGAAGACCGUGGAAAGCAGCACUCCAUCUGCUCCACCGUACAUGCCUGCAGCACCAUACGUUCCUCCUUAUCCUCCUUCGUACCCGCUGGCUGGGACUUAUCCUGGAGCUGGUGCUUAUGUUUCAUAUCCUCCUCCUGAUCCUGCUCUGUAUCCGGCUUCAGCGGACCCACAGCAGUCACACCCGCCUGCCAUGUAUUAUCCGCCGCAGCCAUACAUGCAGCAGUAUCCCCCUCCACCACCAACACAGCCUUACUAUCCACCAGGGCCUUACCCUGGAAUAGGAUAUUACCCACCACCAAACUGAUGGAAAGAAAACUGAAGUAGCAAGAUGAAAAGAAACAGCACCGGUAGAGGCCUAGUUGUUGCAGUCAUUUGUUGCUUCUUUUUUGUUAAUUUGAUGAAAAUUAUGUGGUCACUCUAGAUUCUUUUGAAUUGGAAUCCUGUCGAAGUUGUGGUUUGCCUGCUGCAAAUUUGCUUUUGAUUUUCACGUACUAUAUAUGUUUUUCCUUUGCAAGAACGAAAUGUGAUGUUUAGCAAAUUGGAUUUAUCAAA
Messenger RNA from Elaeis guineensis (African oil palm), 1061 nucleotides. Its product is annotated as elicitor-responsive protein 3. NCBI's taxonomy places the organism in Eukaryota, Viridiplantae, Streptophyta, Magnoliopsida, Arecales, Arecaceae. The record is from RefSeq and is a predicted model, not a curated record.